AUGUCUCAAAUUUGGCCAAAACUGAAGUCUUCUUCUUCGGAUAAGGAAUACAAUGCUCAACACGGAAGAUGUUUCGACGGAAAAUGCCACUGUGUUGGAACUCAUGUUGGAGACGGCAUCCAAUGCAGAGCACCUCUUCAUGAAUGCAACGAAGACAUAAACUGUGAUAAGCGAGCAAAGUGCGAUGAAGGAUAAUGUAUAUGUCAAGGGAAAAUGACAACUAAAGAGUGACUAGCAUAUAUUUUAGUUUCCCUUCCAUGUUCACCGGACUAUCAAUGCCGCAAUGGCGGAAUGUGUGUUGUGUAUCCCUUAUUUUCCAGCCAACAUAAAUGCGGUUGUAACAAUGGGUUCAUCAAAGCUAAGAACGGCACAUGUACAGGUAGGCUGUGCCUCAUCCAUAACGACUGUGAUCAGAAUUUGUCAAAGUGCGUCAGGGGGAUGUGCAGAUGUAAGGACGAGCUAAUCAAAGAGGGCAACACUUAUAAACACGAUGAGAAAUAUGACGAAACAAUUUUGUUGCCAGGAAAACACAUCAUUUCUUUAUGUGCAGAUAUUGAUGAGUGUAAUUAUAAAGACAUUUGCACUAUGAAUUCUACCUGUACAAACUCCAUAGGCAGUAAUAGAUGUUGUAUGCUGCUAAAUGAAACUGAGAAGUGUGAGGAUAAGUAUUGUUUGGAGGUACCAGGGGUGGGUUACAAACUCCAUAGGCAGUUAUGUACACAAAGAUAUAAAUACUCUGUUCUUUAUGCAGGUGCAAAUAAACCAAGCCAUAUGAAAACCAACUCAUCCAGGUCUCUCAGCACCACUGGUGGCAUGAUCCUUUUCAUACUAGCCCUUCUGGGUAACUGUGCCUUUGAUUAAUGUUGCAAGAUUUUGGCACCACAUCUACUGUUUUCUGCAUCUCUUCUUAAUUUUCUUCCCUUUCUUCAACAAGUAAGAAAAGAAUAUAAAUUUGUUUCAUCAACAGUAACAGAUUGUAUGCUGUGCUUUACAUCUUUAAUCCUGUGUUUCACCCCUCUCUUACAGCAGUAAACAGUGACAUUCAUAUGCAUGGCUAUUAAACUAAAAAUCAGUUUUGUAAACAAAGUGAAUAAACCUGAAAAAGCACAAUUCUCUUAGCAAUGGACUUAUAGUCAAUACUUGGAUGGAUUCUCUUGCAGUCAGACAUCGAAGAGUUGAUUAACAGUAAUAAUAAUUGAGCCAUGAGGGUGUAAUUUGAUCUGAAAACAAAUGCACAACAUAAGAAUUCAACAACUGUGCAACAGUUCAGUUCUAUUUUAAAUCACAAGUUUGAUUUUAGAAGAAUUCAACUUCAUAACACAAAGAUCAACUGCCACUUACAGCUGCUACAACCAUUUUGAAAAGACACAAAUUGAUGAAGCAGAGGAUUUUGGUCAGUAUCCGAUGAUUAUUCCAUUGAUCCAGAAGCA
This is a messenger RNA of Pocillopora damicornis (cauliflower coral), 1430 nucleotides long. RefSeq names its product tenascin-like. Lineage: Eukaryota; Metazoa; Cnidaria; Anthozoa; Scleractinia; Pocilloporidae. The record is from RefSeq and is a predicted model, not a curated record.